Messenger RNA from Iphiclides podalirius (scarce swallowtail), 276 nucleotides. The record is from the annotation of a GenBank genome assembly. NCBI's taxonomy places the organism in Eukaryota, Metazoa, Arthropoda, Insecta, Lepidoptera, Papilionidae.
AUGCGUUUUGCAAGUAACCCGUCGCAAACUCGGCGGCUUGCAUUAAGCAAGCGCGACACGUGCUCAGCUUUCAUAGUGGACGGACCAAGGCGACGGGACUACAUAUUGACGAGCGAUGGCCGGUGGGAGCGCGUGCGCGGCGCGGGAAAGUUCUGCGCGUACUGUUGGUGCGGGCUAGCGCUGCGCUGUUCUGGUGUCUACGCGGGACCGGCUCCAACGGCCAGCUACUUUCAUAUGGGUAUUGUUAUUGUCGGUCAAUUCGCAAUGGCCGAUGGC